Messenger RNA from Bicyclus anynana (squinting bush brown), 6869 nucleotides. RefSeq lists its product as uncharacterized. The record is from RefSeq and is a predicted model, not a curated record. NCBI's taxonomy places the organism in Eukaryota, Metazoa, Arthropoda, Insecta, Lepidoptera, Nymphalidae. Gene Ontology annotation, molecular function: nucleic acid binding. Bases 128 to 3877 code for a protein of 1249 amino acids. The transcript has 12 exons.
UUAUUAAUAAAUUUAGCGUUGGACACUUAACUUUACCGAAAUAAAGUCUUAGGUACACUUAUUAUAAAUUUAGUGGGUCCUUAAAAAUAGAAACUAUCGCAAUAUAAAACAAAAACAUUAUCAACUAAUGACAAUGGAGAAACAGAUUUCUCACACCUUCAAGGCUCAGUGGAUUGAACAUACACUGAAAUACAUAAAAAACGACAAUCAAGUAAUUCUGGAAUACCCAGUAAUGCCUGUCCACCAUAUGGAGUAUCUACACAAUUCAAUUUGGAAUUGUAACGGAGAAUUAGAAGUCAAAUCAAUCUAUAGUCCCGUGAGAGAGGCUUUGAAAAUUUUCAGCACUAAGUAUAAUUUUAAAGUAACAGUGUACGAACGUGAUGGUGGUUUAAAAGGACAUUUUGUUGUAGAAAAGAUACCAAAGAAACCAGUGAUUUCAGAAACAGGAAGGAAAGACAUGGAAGACAGUUUCGAACUUAUUCAUGACAACAGCCAAAAUACAGACAAUGAAGGAACAGAGUCAAGCCAUUCCCAACAAGAAUCUCCAUUAGAUGUAACAGAAAACAAAAAAACCAACAUUAAAAGUAGAUGUAGAAAGAUGCGUAGAAGCAAGACUGAGAAGUUUUAUAUAGAAAAGCAAAAAAUCAUAGAUUCCAUUUCUCCUAAUUUACUAAAGAAAGCAUUAAAAAAUAUUCUAGACUUUUUGCUGGACGAAUCUAGAGCGAGUAGCAUAUUUACAAAUUUGGCACCAGUUGAAGCGAGAUUCCUGGAAAAUUUUCUAAGUAUUUACAAAAAACGUCAAUCCUUCGAGGAGACAUUGACGCCGGCCUGUAACGAGCUUAUGAAUAAGAUGUGCGAGUUUUUCAAAGAGUUUGACAAAAACUGCAGACUGGAAGUGUAUGCCGCGAAGUCUAGAGUUAAUGCAAGUAAAAGAGAAGUCAAAUUCAUAAAGGUACCGAGAUACACUAGAAACAACGCUAACCUACAACAAAUAUAUAAAGGCGAAGCUGUUCUUACAAAAACAGAAAAUAAACAAACAGCUACCCUUAGUCCUAAUUCUAGUCAAAGUAUACAAAAUAGUGGCAUAAGAAUCACAAUACGUAAUGAAAAUACAAAUGAUUCUGAUGAUAGACAAAUUAGAGUAGGAAAUUUACCAAACACUGAAGCUAAAGGAAUAAUAGACAAAGAUCUCAAAGACGCAAAAGGGUCUAUUAAUGGGGAAUCCAAAAGCAAUGGCGUCAUAGACAAAGCAGAAUCUACAGUUAAAGAGAAAAUAGCUGCCAGCGCUACAACAAAUCGAUCACCUAUUACAAAUAGAUUAAAUAUCAAUCAAGAUAUCACAGAUUGCUCACAAGAAAAAAUAUCUAAUGAUAAAAAAGGCAAUCAACUGUCGACUUCUGAUUUGAACAGAACCUCAGAUAAUAUAGUAGUUAAAGAUUCUCAUAUCAAAGGCAACAAAAAUGACGCCACAGUAAAUAAAGAUGUGAAACCUUCGAAAGUUCAAGCCAUAGAUAACAAAUUUAAAAAAAACGUUGAGAUCACAGAUGAUAAGCUAAUAGUUUCAGACAAAGAUCUCCUUAAGCGGGAGAUAGAUGAAAUAGCUCAUGCAACGGAUGGAACAAAAAAAUCAACAAUACCGCCAGUGAAAAAAAGCACGCAAGUUGAGAAAACGUCAAACACUAGUAAAGUAACAGACGGUUCGCCUCGUGCUUCGAGGAAAGAGAAACUGUUGCACGCCAUGUCUACGCCAAUGGAGAGUGACAAAGCUUUGAGAAUGAUGCGCCUCAUGGGAUGGGAGGGCGGAGCGCUAGGCCUCCGCGGCGAGGGCAUCAUUGAGCCCAUUAUACCAGCGCUGGACAUUGUACCCGGCAAAGGUUUGGGUCACGAGAAAGGGAAAGCCAAACCGAAACAAGAGAAACUAUCUAAAGUGGACAACCGAAUGGAAUUUUUGAAAACUAUAAAACAUGUGUUAUCCAACGAAUCUCGAGUCAAAAGUGCUGCGUAUUCUGUGGUGUUGUCGAAGAAAGAGACGAGAUGCUUUAAAGAAAUUAUGUAUAGUAUUAACACGAGACAAUAUAUGUCUCUUACUGACACCGAAAAUGGUAUAUUGGCGGAAAUUAAGAAAAUUCUGAACAAUGAACCUGACAUUUUUUUGGACAUGAAUAUCAAUAAAGAUACAAAAUUACUAACAAUAAUUAAAUCAAAACACUAUGCAGUAGAAACAAAAGUAGAUAAAAAGAAAAAACAUCAACUAACGAAAGAGGUGAUAGAUUUAUCAAGCGAUACUAUAGAGUAUAUACACAAAGAAUCGCUGAAAGAUCGGAAAAUUGACUUUUGUUCCCUAGUACUUGAUUUCGUAAAAAGCGAAGAGAGGUCAAUGGAGGUAUGCUUUUCUGUCAUGAUUACAGAAAAGCUUGUUAAUUUUAUUAAAAAUCUGUGCUCUUGCAUUAACAAAAGAACGGCAUUGUCGUCGGAGAGUCUAGGAAAAUUGUCUAUGGACAUCGUAGCACACAUCAAAGAUUGUCACUUAGUUGCCGAGUUUGAUAGUAAACGGAAAAGAACAGUUAUCCUACGCAAGAUGUCUUACAAAAGGCCUCACAUUGACAAUGAAUGCUUAAAGUAUGUCAUAAAUAAAUAUACUAACAGUACUAUACCUGAUGAAAAAUUAAAAGUAAAUGAUAAUAAAGACAAAGAAAAUAAACCAAAUGCACAAAAUGAUAAAGUUGUCCAUAAAGUUACAUCAAGCUUAGUUGAAGUCCAAAAACAAAAUAUAAGUGUUAAAAAUGACAUUAGUUGUGAAGACAAUACAGCUGCAUACAUAGUUAUAGAUUCAGGGAGUAGUUCUGAUGAAAGUGAUUCUAAAAUAAAUGACAAUGAGCAUAAAAAAAAUAGUCAUAAGAGUACAACAGACACACAGAAGAGUCCAAUGUAUGAUGAUGAGUUGAAUAGUAACGAUAAGGAACAUUCAGAAAGUGAUUGUAAAGAAAUAAACACACAAGGACAAUCAAAAGAAACAGAUUUUGAAAAGUUUCCUUUGUCUAUAAACAAUAUGAAGACGAAGUUGUCCACAUUUGAAGACGUAGAUUUUAGAAAAAUCGAUAGAAAUUCAAUACAAAAGACAAUAGAUUCUUUAACCUUGCAUAAUAAAAAGUUGGAAGAUGACAACGUGCUACAUAAUAAAGGAAUAGAUAUAAACUGUAACAAACUAGAAAAUAAGAAUUUGAAUAUAAAUAGUAAAUUAAAAGAUAUUGAACAGUCUGAACUAUGUGAUAAAGUUGGUGUUAGAGACAGCAAAAUUACUAAUAAUUCUAGGAAAUGGUAUGAGCACAGUGAUGUUUGUUUAGUUCAUGAAGAUAAUAGUGUAAAUCUAAAACAUAUAGAAAAUGAUAAUGAUAAAAACUGUCAUGAUAUAUUGCUUAUCGAAUCGGAUAUUGUAGGGAUAGAGUUGAUAAAGAAAAAAGUUCAAAGUCAUAUAGAGAAUAUAGACAAUGUUAAAGAUUUCCUGCCAGUUUUAAAAUAUCAAGGUGUUUUAGAUAAUGGUGUAGUUUAUAGUUGUCAUAAUAAGGCCACAUAUCCAUGGCUCAAAGAUGUUUUAUUGGAUUAUAACGUCAUAGAUUAUAGAAAAGUCACAAAAAACCAUAAAGUAAAGAUAAUUAUUACCUCUUUUAAUAAUGAUAAGAAAAAAAUUUUCGAGCUUCUAGAAAUUUAUAAUGAAGGUUUAAAAUGUGGGAAUUGGACUAUAAUUUUCGAAAAAUAUUUUAAUUAUUUAUUUACAAUGGUUGUUGAAAUGGAUGACGAGUCUCUUAAUUAUAUAUGUAGUAAUAAUUUUUCUUUAUUUAUAGGUUAUGGUGUUGCUCAAUUUAGUAUAGGUCUAUAGAAUAAGUAACAAAAUAACUUUCUCAAAGAAGUCAUGGUUUAUAGUAGGGAUGCUAAAUUUGCAGUUACUACAGCGUCAUUGAAAACGAUUAGAUUUGGAAUAUUAAAUGGUAGAAAGAAUAAAUGGUUAUAUACUUAUUUCGCUUUCAGUGGUGGGGUAAAACUACAGACUUUAAAGACAAUUUUUAUUACUUUGGCUUACUGAAAUCAUCAAAAAACAUGAGCGAUUAUUCAGGAGAUUAUUUCAUUCAAAAUAAGUAAAAAAUUAACCGCGCUCGUGGCUGGAUAACAGAAAUAUAAGGGUUUUAUUUUUUGUAACUUUAGAACCCUUCCAUUCCAUUCCAAUACGUUACGCUCAAAUGGUCAGAUUUUCGAAAUGCACACUUUUCUAUAUAGCUAUCAACUCGCCUACCAUAACUUAAUCGGACGUCCUGCUUGACUAUUUCUGAAGUUAGUUCUUUUUUGGUUGUCUUAAACGUACCCACCAAUAUUAAAUGCUCAUACUUGGUGGAGGUACUGAACAACGUGCAAGUAUCCUUAUGUUCAUUUGACGCGCUUGAAUAACUGCAAAAAUCACCUCUUCGGCUCCUCUACUAUUAGGUUGGUGUUUGCAUAUGCCCGAUAUCUUCUUUCGUCUAUUGUCGCGUUCGGAGUUGAAGACUAAAGCUUUUCCUUCGUCUAUUGUCGCGUUCAGAGUUGAAGACUAAAGGUCUUCCUUCGUCUAUUGUCGCGUUCGGAGUUGAAGACUAAAGGUCUUCCUUCGUCUGUUGUCCAGACGUGGGCUUUUUAACUCACGAUCUCGGAGGCGCCCGGACUGAUACACUCAGGCCAAAACACCCUUCCCGAACGGCCCUCUAAGUCGAGCCCCGAGUCUCAGAGGAGACGCCCUUAGAGAGUCGUUCCGCCCAUCUACUUGCUUCUGCCUUCGGGUCCCAUCAGGCGAUGCUUCUGCGCUCGCCCAAACCCCCCGGUGACGCCGCUGAGGUCCCAUAAGGAGCCUACGGCACUUACACACACAGAAAAAAAAAAAUCGUCUGUUGUCGCGUUCGGAGUUGACGACUAAAGAUCAUAGCUCACAUAUCGACUUGGACAGGGAUCGAAACUCGAGCCGUCCAGUGUUCUUUGUACCCUCUGGACGAGCUUACAGCAGGCUGAUUAUGUAUCUCGACGUAUCACUUCUAACUGUGUAACGCAAAGCUAAAUUGAACACUAGAGUGUUUUUGCAAUUCCGAUUAUGUAAGACAAAAGACAGCCACAAUGCCUAGUGAUAUCGUUCUAGGCGCAAAAUUUUAUCGACAUUAUGCGACUAAAUAAAAUACACCCUUUCCCGGUACUACUUACUACGGGUGCGGCAUACUUUUGCACAUAUACGCAUUAUACUUGAUUUUGCUGUUUGUCUGUGGUGAAGUGAAGUGCCAUAGUUUCUUUGUUGGUAAACAAAGCCGUAUUAAAAUAUUAAUAAAAAAAUUGGUUUCGUUGGAUCAAAGUACUUGCUACUGCUAGUUUUUUGUUUUCAAUAGAAGUAAUUAAUUAAUCAUUUUAUCGUAUACAUUUUUAUUAGUGUUAAUAGUUAAUUUAUCAAAGUAAACGGCCACUUUUACAUAAAACAUUAUCUACACGAAAGUUCUUCAAAGUUUUAUCGUCUGCCUAUGAUUAAUUUAAUGGUCGUUGUGAUAAUAUGUAAAGUAUAUUGUAUAGUGUUUUGUUUAUUAAAGUUCAUCGCUUGCAACUAAAGAUGUCCGGGAAACUCAAUGAUCGCCUUGGCUUGGAUCAAACUUGGCGAUGGGUUGUUUUGGAGGGCCUUUGGAAAGUCAGGCUACUAAAUAAACCUUCCGUGUUCGCGUCUGCCAGUGGCGUUGUAUCAACAUGAAGAUGUGGGCUCUAAACUUUGAGUGCCAGGGACUGACUAUGGAAGUCUCCAUGUCGCUGGUCACCAUUGAGGUGCAAAACACCUUGAAAAAAUUGGUGAUUCUGAAUCCUUCAUCUCUAUGAACGAUUCAUGAAGAAAGAAUUAAACAAACAUUUAAUGAACAGAUUUUUUAUAAGAUUAUUAUCAAUAAUGACAUUGCAUAUGAGAGAAAAUUGUCAAAUAUAAUUUCAUUUUAAUUUAAUAUAGUUAAUUAUGACAUCACUGUAUAUAAAGAAUAUGAUUAUUAUCAUUUGGUUAAUUUCAGUAUUACAUAGUAUUAGAUAAAAAUUUUAUUGUAAAAUUGCACAUCAAAAUAUGUUUUAUUAUCUAUUAUUAGGAGGAAAUAUUAUUUAACUAUUAUUAUUAUCCCUAAUAGCCCAGUGAAUGUGACCUCUGCCUCCAAUUCCGGAGGGUGUGGGUUCGAACCCGUUCCGGGGCACGCACCUCCAACUUUUCAGUUGUGUGCAUUUUAAGAAACUAAAUAUCACGUGUCUCAAACAGUGAAGGAAAACAUCGUGAGGAAACCUGCAUACCAGAGAAUUCUCUUAAUUCUCUGCAUAUGUGAUGUCUGCCAAUGUAAUCCAAAUAUGCUGGCCCAUAUUCGGCUCCUGUCAGAAUAAGAAGGGUUAGGCAUUGGCCUUCCCUUACCUUAUCAGCCGAUAGACGUCCACUGCUGGACAUAGGCCUCUUACAUGGACCUCCAAGCACAACGACCUUAAGCCGCGAACAUCCAACCAACCGACCAACCACGCUUUCCAGUGCGGGGUCUCCCGAGUGCGGGUAGGCACUAACCCCUCUUACUGGGGGAGACUCGAGCUCAGCAGUGAGCCGAAUAUGUGUUUAUAAUGAUGAUGAUGAUGAUUAUUUAAGUAAUUGUAAAAGAAAAAAUUGAAUACUACAUUAGUUGUUUAUCUAUACAAUUCAAUAAUUUUAAGAACAAAACAUGUACCUACCACAUUGUAGGAAAUAAAUAAAUAAUGAUUUGAUUAAAAACAAUGUUGUUUAAUGUUAAGCAGGUAGGGCCAGGUAGUUCUAUAUUUGUGUAACAUCUAUUACUUAAAAAUAAAAAAUAUAUUUACUUGUG